AUGAAUCAGGAACAACAACAACAACAAGCCAGCUCGCCGAAUUCAACAAAGGCAGGCCUGCUGAAGCGCUCAGCACGCAUUAUGUGGAGGUACAAGAAAACGACGUUGUUUGCGGCUGGUCUUGCAUACUUUGUUUACAGGCGACAGCAACGGCAGCGCAACCGGCUGGAUCGUGCACCAAUCAUCGACGGCACAAUGCUUGCCUGGCGCAUCCAUGAGGGCUCCAUUAUCGAAGCCCCUGAGCCCAUGUCAUUCGAGCUGAGCUGGCUCAGCCGGUUCCUCCGCAAACUCUCUGGAAAGAACGACGAAAUGAGCAUGCUGCGGGCGCUGAUGGCCCUGGAGAUGGCCGCGGACGACCCACGCAUCAAGGGGCUGGUGGUCAAGCUGGGACCAGCCCCAGACUCCAACGAGCAGACAAACUCUACCGGCACUGGGCUAGGCGUUGCCCAAGUCCAGGAGCUGCGCCAGGCGCUUGAGCAGUUUAGAGCCAAGAAGGAGCAGCAGCUGGGGGCAGGCAGCGGCCGCACGUACUUUUAUACUGACUCGUUUGACGACCAGCUCACCUACUACCUGGCGUCGGCAUUUAGCGACAUCAUCGUCCAGCCCACUGGCCAGCUGCCGCUGACGGGUCUGUCGGGCACACAGAUGUACUUCAAAGACCUGCUGGACAAGAUUGGGCUCAAGAUGCACGUCGAGGCGCGCAAGGAAUAUAAGAGCGUGGUGGCCCCUUAUUCCCAGUCGUCAAUGCCCGAGAAGCACCGCGAAAACAUGAUGGACUUGCUAAACUCGCUCAAUGACACCAUUAUCGACGACAUUGCGACAUCGCGUGGCUCGAGCAUUCUGAGCCAGUGCAAGGACACGCACAUUAAGGCUCAGGACAUUGUCCGCAAGGCCAUGGAAGAGGGCCCGAUUAUCGCCCCCGAUGCCCUGGGGUCGGGUCUGGUCUCGGCGCUAGGCUACACGUACGACGUGGCUUCCAUUGUUGGUCCACGUAAGCUUACUCUAAUCAACACCUAUGCGGAUGCGCGGCGUCUUGAGAUUGAGACCAAUGAGAUGAGUGGCGGCGCCUAUGAUGAAAGCGGGUCGACAAAGGAACUCGCAAAGAGCAUGCUGAUAUCCAGCGACAAGGCUGCGAUGGCCUCGGCCCUGAAGCUCCUGGAAUCAGACCAGCCUGUGACUGUCGGCGUGGUCUACUUACUGGGCGGAAUCGAGCGGUUUGGUCCGCGCGGUGCCAAGGCCGUUUGCCAGUCUCUACUUGACGCUGCCAAGGACCCGACAGUCUCGGCUAUCGUCCUGCGUAUCGACUCGGGCGGCGGCGAUGUGAUUGCCAGCGACACUAUUGGCGCCUAUGUCGACUAUGUGCAGGACAAGUUUGGCAAGCCUGUGGUUGCAUCCUACGGCAACGUCUCUGCAUCUGGAGCCUACUACGCUUCGACGUCGUGCAAGCGCAUUUUUGCCAGCCCAGGAACAAUCACUGGCAGCAUUGGCGUUGCAUCAAUGCGGCCAGUGGUAACUAAGAAGCUGCUGGAGUUUAUUGGCACCAAUGUCGAGGAGCUAUACACUGUUGACAACAAGUCUGAUUCGAUUUUCCGCGAGCCAGAAGGCGCGGCACUCGAGCGCUACCGCCGCACCAUCGACAUCAUCUACGACGACUUUAAGAGCCGCGUUGCCAAGGGCCGUGGAUACAGCAGCGACCAGGUCGAGGAUGUCGCCCGUGGCCGGGUGUUUACUGGUGUCCAGGCUCUACAGAACGGACUUGUUGACGAGCUGGGCAGUUUCACGCGAGCCAUCGAGGCAAGCGCGCAGAUGGGUUUCGAGGCACGCACCGACAUUGCCACGAAGCUUGCCGAAUUCUACUCACAGAGGCUCAUCAAUAGCGUGCGGCAUAAGGCAGUGGCAGCGGGUCUCUUUGACUCUGUGGACAAAGCCCAAGAGGAAUCGCCAGUCGACAUCAAGGUCGUUGCGAGUGGCACUGACCCGGAUGCUGAGACCAUCAAGGAUGGUGUUUUGAAGGGUGCUGUGUACAAGAAGGGCGCUUUCACGGCGGAUCUGCUGAAGAACGUCAAGGUCAAAGUGUUCCCUGAGGAGGCAUCGGUUGCACGUCGUCUGAUUUCCAAGGCCAGGAAUCUGGGCGGCGACGGCGAUGGCGACGACAGUGCUGAGGAUGUUCAGCUGGCAGCUGGCGAUACCUCCAGCUCAUUCUUUGGUACUUUUGCCAAGACUGCAGUUCGUUCGGCCUUAGCCGAAGAGAUUGAGCGAAUCCUGUCCAAUCCAUCGUCCGCAUUCAAGGGCAAUAAGGCUGGUGCUCGCUUUGAGUCAGACGAUAUCAACUUCAAGUAGAUUAGUUCUUGUAUGAAUCUAGUAGACCUUGAGUAUAAUAUUUGUCAUUAUCC
Molecule: messenger RNA, 2393 nt
Organism: Linderina pennispora
Lineage: Eukaryota; Fungi; Kickxellomycota; Kickxellomycetes; Kickxellales; Kickxellaceae
Exons: 1
Coding region: 1-2340 (779 amino acids)
Biological process (GO): proteolysis
Molecular function (GO): peptidase activity
Source: RefSeq, a predicted model, not a curated record